ACCGCUCUGGGAAAAGCUACUGUGGGCCUCCCAGCCACAGCGCCCAGCAUCGCGUGGUCGCCACAUCUGGCCAUACGAUACGUUACUAGCAGCCGCGUAUCCGAACAACGGGCAGGACAGGAGCCGGAGCCAGCACUCCCUUCCGUCUCCUCUCCCCAAGCUCCUGUCCGCGUCAUCCCGCACAGCGCGCCCGGUGACGUAAUCACGGCCCCCAAUGACGUCUCGGUCACGGGGAGGAGCCGCGCACUCGGUGGAGCUGAGGGAGGGUCACGAACUCUGACCCGCCGGGAACCGUGUACGGCACACAACGUAGUACACGUCACCUGACAACCGUUCUACAACCAGCUAGUUUCCAGGACGCAGGCUGUACUGUACGAAACUGGAUUUCCUAAAUACAUUACUUCCUCCCGAGGACUGUACUGUGAAGACAGGUCAUGGCUUCUAUAGAAGAAAUAGCCCAUCAAAUUAUUGAACAGCAGAUGGGACAGCUUUCUCGCUCACAGACAGAAGGAACUCAUACAGCAUUGAUGGAUGGAAGCUCCCAAAGGAUACAGCUCAUACCAUCAGAAUCCGGUGUUUCCAUUCCUCAACGUAUACAGUUUGUCACAGAUCAGCAGACUGAUCAGAAGAUCCAAAUCGUAACAACAGUUGAUCAGAGUGGUGCAAGCAAACGGUUCUUCUUGACAAACAAUGAUGGCUCAUCUCCAAGUAAAGUGAUCCUUGCUAGGCAAGACCAUAGCCAGGGCAAGGUUUAUCUAACAACUCCCGAUGCAGCGGGUGUCAACCAGAUAUUCUUCUCAAACCCUGAGGUUUCUGCACAGCACAUUCAGAUAUUAUCAGACGCUCAGUGUAUAGAACAGAAUUUAAAUAAACCAGUAGUGGACCUGUGUGUGGUGUGUGGAGAUAAAGCUUCAGGGCGUCAUUAUGGAGCAGUAACGUGUGAGGGCUGCAAAGGUUUCUUUAAAAGAAGCAUUAGAAAAAACUUGGCAUACACCUGCAGAGGAUCAAAGGAUUGUGUCAUUAACAAACACUACCGAAAUCGAUGCCAGUACUGCCGGCUGCAGAGGUGUAUUGCACUUGGAAUGAAGCAAGAUUAUGAGCCCUCCUGCCCCUGUACAGCUGUGCAGUGUGAAAGAAAGCCUAUUGAGGUCUCCAGAGAAAAAUCUUCCAAUUGCGCAGCAUCAACAGAGAAGAUCUACAUUAGGAAGGAUCUGCGUAGUCCUCUUGCUGCAACAACUACAUUUGUAACGGAUAACAAGCCCAUAAGAUCUACAAGUUUGUUGGACCCUGGAAUGUUAGUAAACAUACAGCCUUCUGGGAUUAAAAGUGAGCCCAUGCUCAUAACACAUGACAAGAUGGAAGCCUGUCAAGGAGAUCUAAGCACUUUGGCUAAUGUUGUCACAACACUUGCAAAUCUUAAUAAAUCAAAAGACUUGUCUCAGUCAAGCACAGAGUUGUCUAUAAUUGAAAGUUUAAGUAAUGGAGAUGCGUCACUUUCAGAAGUUCCCCAGGACAGUCAGACGAGUAGUGAAGUCACCAGAGCUUUUGAUACACUGGCAAAAGCCCUGAACACUUCAGAAAGCUCUGCCCAGAGUUCAUCAGAGAGCAUCAAAUCUAACUGCAACCUCUUCCAGGACAUCAGUGUUGUUGAGAUUGAAGGGCCACUUCUCAGUGAUUCCCACAUCGCCUUCAGGCUCACAAUGCCUUCCCCGAUGCCUGAAUACCUGAAUGUACACUAUAUAUGUGAGUCUGCAUCACGGCUGUUAUUUCUAUCCAUGCACUGGGCGCGCUCUAUUCCCUCUUUCCAAGCUCUUGGGCAAGAGGUCAGCAUCUCGCUAGUGAAAGCUUGCUGGAACGAACUGUUUUCGCUUGGUCUUGCUCAGUGCUCCCAAGUGAUGAAUGUGACAACCAUACUAACAGCAUUUGUUAAUCACCUGCACAGCAGCAUGCAGCAUGAUAAACUCUCUGGAGACAAGGUGAAACUGGUAAUGGACCACAUCUUCAAACUGCAGGACUUCUGUAACAGCAUGGUCAAGCUUUGCCUAGAUGGCUAUGAGUAUGCCUACCUGAAAGCUAUUGUUCUUUUCAGUCCUGAUCACCCAGGAUUGGAAAAUGUUUCAGAUAUUGAAAAGCUUCAAGAAAAAGCCUAUAUGGAAUUCCAAGACUAUGUAACUAAAACAUACCCAGAUGAUACCUACAGGCUAUCCCGGCUGCUACUGAGGCUGCCAGCUCUGAGGCUAAUGAGUGCAGCCAUUAUGGAGGAGCUGUUCUUUGCAGGCCUAAUUGGAAACGUGCAGAUUGAUAGUAUUAUUCCAUAUAUUCUGCGUAUGGAAACCGCUGACUACAACAGUCAGGUCAUCGGCCUCUCUGCAUAGCAUACGUUUUCAUCUUUACUCCCUUUUAAACAGUGGCAAAUAGAAAAGACAAUAAGAAUGAGGAAGUCUCAGCCUUCACUUUUGUCUUUAGUUGCCUGCAGGUUAAUGAUGCCUUUUGGCAUAGUGUAUAUAUUCAUAGAUAUAUAGAGACAUGUCUAUAUGGUCAUGGAUGGCCUAUGGCUGUGCAUUCAGAUAUAUAGAAAGCGGUGCUUUUUUCCCUCAUUUCAGAUGAGUAUUAUGUCAUGGUACACUGCAGUUGGUGUAGUAGAGGUAUCAUAUUUGUAUUGCAGUCAGGUGUUGUGUGCCUUGUCUGGGUUCUUACUGAUCUGGAGAAAGAAAUAUUUUAUAAAUACAUUUAACAUUUUUGUUUGGAUAUUCUAAACUAGCCACUUUUUUUUUUUUUUUUUUUGUAAUUUAACUGAAAAUCUUACGUAUUCUCUAAGAAUCACAGUACUAACUUAUACGCAGUGACCUUGAUUUCAGAGGAUUGUUUCCUCAUUCCUGCAUGGAAUAAAAAUGCUUUUUCUUA
Molecule: messenger RNA, 2904 nt
Organism: Pseudophryne corroboree (corroboree frog)
Lineage: Eukaryota; Metazoa; Chordata; Amphibia; Anura; Myobatrachidae
Gene: NR2C1
Product: nuclear receptor subfamily 2 group C member 1
Exons: 15
Coding region: 435-2375 (646 amino acids)
Biological process (GO): cell differentiation; anatomical structure development; negative regulation of transcription by RNA polymerase II
Molecular function (GO): zinc ion binding; RNA polymerase II cis-regulatory region sequence-specific DNA binding; nuclear receptor activity
Source: RefSeq, a predicted model, not a curated record